UAAGUAUGGAGGAAUCGACCCAUUCAACACGAAAUUUAGCUGGAGUCGAUAGAAGAAUUAGUAACUGUUACUUAUCUUUCCGAGAAAAAUUUAAGCAAAAGUGCAAAAAAAGAGUGAGAGAGCGAAAAGAAAGAGAAUGGUUUAAAAGACGUUUUCCAAAGGAGCAAAUGCAACUUAUUGAAGAGGUAGUGCUAGAGGAAAAAGUUAAUUUGGAAAUUAGAAGGGGAGAGGGGUUGACUACGUUAAGAAAUGAUAACAUAUAUCAUAAAGUUAAGUUUGCAGACACUGAAGAUUUGGAUUAUUACUUAAUUAUGGAAGAAAUUGAUCGUGAGUUUGAAGAGGAAGAGCUAUCUCUGAUAGCCCAAAAUCACUUGGAUUUUGAUGAAAGGUGGAUUGAGUCGCUGCUCGAAAAUAACUCUGCUGAUGAUUUUUGA
Molecule: messenger RNA, 434 nt
Organism: Zophobas morio
Lineage: Eukaryota; Metazoa; Arthropoda; Insecta; Coleoptera; Tenebrionidae
Exons: 3
Coding region: 6-434 (142 amino acids)
Source: RefSeq, a predicted model, not a curated record